CCGCAUGGCCUCGCGAGUGGACUACAACUCCCAUGAGGCGCGGAGGCUGCGCAGGCGCGUCGGAGGUUCAAACCUGGGGUGGGAUUCCAUUGGCUGAGCAGCACUGAGUCGGGAGCCCUGAUUGGCUGCGGGGCCUGAGGCGACAGAUUCCGGAAAGGGGAAGAGCAGCCAACAUGGCGGCGGAACGCGGCGCGGGCCAGCAACAGUCGCAGGAGAUGAUGGAGGUUGACAGGCGAGUCGAAUCUGAAGAGUCUGGCGAUGAAGAGGGGAAGAAGCAGAGCGGCGGUAUAGUGGCAGACCUCAGCGAGCACAGCCUGAAGGACGGAGAGGAGCAGGGGGAGGAAGACCCAGAAGGUACCAGGCCGAAAGGACAAGAGCUGCCCGUGGAUAUGGAAACCAUUAACCUGGACAGAGAUGCAGAGGACGUUGAUCUGAACCACUACCGCAUUGGGAAAAUCGAGGGAUUUGAGGUGCUGAAGAAAGUAAAGAGUCUCUGCCUCCGUCAAAAUUUAAUUAAAUGCAUUGAAAAUCUGGAGGAGUUACAGAGUCUUCGAGAGCUGGACCUUUAUGACAACCAAAUCAAGAAGAUUGAGAAUCUGGAGGCGCUAACACAGUUGGAGAUUCUAGAUAUUUCUUUUAAUCUGCUGAGGAACAUUGAAGGAGUCGACAAGCUGACACGACUGAAGAAGCUCUUCCUGGUUAACAACAAAAUCAGUAAAAUCGAGAACAUAAGCAGCUUACACCAGCUGCAGAUGCUGGAGCUGGGGUCCAACCGCAUCCGGGCAAUUGAAAAUAUUGACACGUUAACCAGUUUGGAGAGUUUGUUUUUGGGGAAGAACAAGAUCACUAAACUUCAGAACCUGGACGCACUUACCAACCUGACGGUCCUCAGUAUGCAGAGCAACCGGCUGACCAAGAUGGAAGGUCUGCAGAGCCUGGUGAACCUUCGAGAGCUGUACCUGAGCCACAAUGGCAUCGAGGUCAUCGAGGGCCUGGAGAACAAUAACAAACUCACGAUGUUGGACAUUGCAUCAAACAGAAUCAAAAAGAUUGAAAACGUCAGCCAUCUGACGGAGCUGCAGGAAUUCUGGAUGAACGACAAUCUCCUCGAGAGCUGGAGCGACCUCGACGAGCUGAAGGCAGCCAAGAGCCUGGAGACGGUGUACCUGGAGCGGAACCCCCUGCAGAAGGACCCCCAGUACAGGCGGAAGAUCAUGCUGGCCCUGCCCACCGUGCGGCAGAUCGACGCCACCUUCGUCCGGUUCUGAGUCCUCCCGGCUCCUCGCCUGGGCCCUCUCUUCACAAGAACUUCCCAGCCACGGUUUUUAUCUGCCCGUUGCUCCUCGAGCCAUCACUCUCAACAGUCACAAACCCAAUGGCAAUAAAAAGGCACUGAGUGAUAA
Molecule: messenger RNA, 1403 nt
Organism: Prionailurus viverrinus (fishing cat)
Lineage: Eukaryota; Metazoa; Chordata; Mammalia; Carnivora; Felidae
Gene: PPP1R7
Product: protein phosphatase 1 regulatory subunit 7
Exons: 10
Coding region: 174-1268 (364 amino acids)
Molecular function (GO): protein binding
Source: RefSeq, a predicted model, not a curated record